UUUAAUUUUUGAGAUAAGUGAGUUAAGUUGAAAACGUUUUAGCAUGAAUAACAAGGAAAACGAAAAUACUUCUCAGAAUCCGAGUCAACAAAAAAAAUCUUGUACCAAUAUUUUAUGGCUUUUUAUUUUCAUUCUAUUCCUAUGUACAAUGGUCGCUACUGCAAUAUUGGCAAUAAAAAACGGAAACUAUCUCGCCAUAAUCAAUGGUUACGAUAGCUUUGGAAAUAUUUGUGGUAUAAAUCAUAACAAACCAUAUAAGAAUAUAUCACUUUCCGGAAUGGAUACAUCAUCUAAACCAUUUGUUUUAUUCUUUGGAUGGAAAAAUGUAUCGACAGUCUUAAGAAUUUGCAUUGAUCAAUGUCCCAGAGAAUUAAUAGAAACUGAAUUAGCUCUGAUAUCGAAUUGGAAAUUUAGAAAAUUUAAAUAUUGUCGAUACGAUUUUGAAAUGUUGAGGCUGGUUCAAUUUUUUCCAUAUUUAAAUUAUAAAUCGAGUGUUGGACCUUGCCCGUUUCGUAAUAUUUUUCCAAGUUCCAACAUAAGACAAAGAUGCAUUCCAAUGGCGUAUAUGGAUGAUGUUGCGCCAUUUUAUUCAUAUUUGAAUAAUAUUUUUGAAACCGUUUUACUAUUUUUUGCUAACAUUUAUUUAACAUGGGAAUAUACCGUCAUUUUAAGUGGAGGUGCUCUGCUGUUUUCAAUAAUAAUAUUGUUGAUAAUAAUAUUCCUACAAGCGAGGAUCGCAUUAUGGAUUAUUUUAAGUCUUGCUAUAAUCGCACAAGGAGGAGUUUACACUACGCUGAAAUAUGCUUCUGAAAACAUACCCGUUACAAAUGAAGACUCCAUUUUCUAUAUGAUUUUGAAAGAGUAUAAUAUUAAUAAUAAUGUGCUUUUUACUCUGUUGGAUUUAAGCUUAAAAUUAACGAUUAUGACAGUUGUUUUAUGUUUGUUACUGGCAAUGUAUAUUUCUGAAACAAAACUUUUUUUCUAUGAAGCAACAAACUGUUUAAAAAAACUGCCAAGUCUUUUGAUUUUUCCCUUUAUUACUUCAAUUUUACUUUGUGGAUAUCUAUGGAUUUGGACGUACGUUAUGCUUUGUAUGACCACAGCUUCAAAACCUGAAAUUUUACCAUUUACAAGACUUCCGGAAAGAGACAUGCAGUUAUCAAGGCCUUUUGACAACAGAUACAGAGUGUACCAAAAGGUAGAGUACAUUGAAGAAGAAUCUAUUCGAAGCCUGGUCUGGGUUCAUAUUUUCGGUUUAUUUGUGACAACUGGAUUUUUAUUCACAUGUCAAGAGUUCUGUUUGAGUGCAGCUGUUGGUUUGUGGUACUUUGAAGGCAAAGAAAAUGUCAAAUAUAAACAAAUUAUAAAAUGGUUAAUUCGAUAUCAUCUGGGAACAGUUGUAAAAGAUGCUAUAAUAACACCACUUUUGAUAGUACCUCGGAAGUUAUUGUUUGUUUUUAGUGCAGUAUUGCAUAUAUUCAAUAUUAAGUGUCUAAAAGGUCUUAAAGAAAAAUUAAGUACAAUUGAAAAUAACACAACCAAAUGGAAUUACAAAGCAUAUGAAUUUAUAGGAAUGGAAGCAAAAACUGAAUCGUUUUUUCGAAGGCGAAAUGAAAUAUCAUUUGAUUCAUCUGGUCAAAAAAAUCUCAACAACGCAUCAAAAUUUAUUUUAUUUUUGGCAAAACUAACAAUUGCUAAUGUCACAUGUAUUAUUGGAGUUCAAUUGCUGAGGGACAAUAAAAAAGUAUAUUUCUAUAUGGCACCAAUUAUAUUCAAUGCUUUAGUUGCUUAUUUAAUUGCUCACACUGUAUUCGCGUUAUUUGGAAAAGUUAUGGCUUCAAUAUUGAUGUGUGUAUGUAAGGAUAAGCAAUUAAACAACGAUUGUGGUCGCUGGGAGCAAAGUAAGUUUGCUGAACUUUUCAAUUCCGGAUCACAGAAGAAUGUUUUUAUUGAAGUAAAGUCCAAGGGCAAAGUCGAUGUCUCUCAACGUUCUACACAAUAAUUUAUGAAAAAAAUAUUAAUGUUUGACUAUAAAAAUCCACUAAACAAAUAUAAUAGACAA
Messenger RNA from Eupeodes corollae, 2062 nucleotides. RefSeq names its product choline transporter-like 1. Gene Ontology annotation, cellular component: membrane. Gene Ontology annotation, biological process: transmembrane transport. The record is from RefSeq and is a predicted model, not a curated record. Gene Ontology annotation, molecular function: transmembrane transporter activity. Bases 44 to 2002 code for a protein of 652 amino acids. The transcript is spliced from 9 exons. Lineage: Eukaryota; Metazoa; Arthropoda; Insecta; Diptera; Syrphidae.